CUUAUUUUUCCCUAUAUAUAUACAGAGAGUAAAUUCCCUAACACUCUAAUUUGAAAUUAGAUACGAAAAUGAAUAAAAAAACCUAUUAUUAUUGAUUUAUAGUGACGUCACACUGUUAUAUUUGAUAAAAAUGUGUGUUUGAUUAUAUUAUUACACAGUCGUGACCGGGUCAUAUGUGUGACAAGAUGAAAUUGACAGUGAUUUUGAUUGUCUUGGUUACUCUACUCGAUUUGAGUCGGGAAGAGGAAAUUAAAGGUCCUUGUGAUCUUCCGAUUCUGAGCGGCAUGUGUUUCGGAUAUAGAGAAGUGUAUGGCUACAAUGUUACAAGAAACAAAUGCGCUAAAUUUAUAUAUGGAGGAUGUAUGGGAAAUGAUAACCGGUUUGACUCCAUUCAAGAAUGCGAGAGUAGUUGUUUGAAGAAAGAAAUAGAAGAAGACAAGGAUGAUUAAAGAUGUAACAUUACAGACAGGAAAUUAUGAUAUUUGUAUUGUAUUCUGACAAUUAUUAAUUUUACCUAUUAGUAUUUAAUAUUAUUUAAUAAA
Messenger RNA from Achroia grisella, 542 nucleotides. Its product is annotated as chymotrypsin inhibitor SCI-II-like. The coding region runs from base 174 to 449 and encodes 91 amino acids. The record is from RefSeq and is a predicted model, not a curated record. Lineage: Eukaryota; Metazoa; Arthropoda; Insecta; Lepidoptera; Pyralidae. Gene Ontology annotation, molecular function: serine-type endopeptidase inhibitor activity. The transcript is spliced from 4 exons.